Molecule: messenger RNA, 2421 nt
Organism: Symsagittifera roscoffensis
Lineage: Eukaryota; Metazoa; Xenacoelomorpha; Acoela; Convolutidae
Product: mitochondrial intermediate peptidase-like
Exons: 1
Coding region: 66-2099 (677 amino acids)
Biological process (GO): peptide metabolic process
Cellular component (GO): mitochondrion
Molecular function (GO): metalloendopeptidase activity
Source: RefSeq, a predicted model, not a curated record
AUUGAAAAAAGGGUCCCAAUUUGCAUGAUUAAUGGAGCCAAAAUGAGUUAUAUGUUUUAAUCGAAAUGAGUCGAUUAGCUAGAACCAAUGCGCUUGCAUUGAGAAGGCUUAACACUGACGCAAAAGCCUUUGGCGCUUUUCAGACCGCUUUCCAACCCCAGCAAGAAAGUUUUGACAGGCCUAAAACAGGAUUUUUUGGAUUCUCAGAGUUAGCCGAGGGAAGUAAAGCUUACCAGAAAAUAACAGAUAAAGCCUUGUCUGAUGCUGAUCGCUUACUUCAGGAUGCGUUUAAAAAACGAGGGCGCUCCACUGUCAUAGAGAAGUUAGACGAUUUAUCGAACACACUAUGUAAAGUUGCAGAUAUGGCCGACUUCGUUCGGUUCAUUCACCCGCCACAUUCGGCCGCUGCUGGAGAGUCGGUGGCUCGGAUUUCAUCUCUUGUUGAAACUCUGAACACAGAUGUCCAAUUGUACAAACUAUUAGCCGAGGUGAUGUCGGGUCGUGGUUCCGAAAUGGAUGCCGAGACUUACCGAGUAGGUAAUCUGUUAAAAUACGACUUCGAGCAAAGUGGCAUCCACUUAGAGCGCACGAAACGCGAAGAGUGUGUGAAACUAAACGACGAAUUGCUCGAAAUGGGCCAAAAUUUCAUGAACGGAACUGCAAUGCCAGUCGCUAUUCCCAAAAACGAUUUACACAAAAAGUACGCGUGGAUGUAUACACCAUGCCAAGAUGUACCUGACCAUGUAGAAAUUACGCAACCUUACGCGGACCACGAUGACCCCGUAAUAAGACAUGUUGGUCACUUGAGUUUCUUCUUCAAUGAGCCGACACAGGCCAACCUUCUGAGCGCAUUUGUCAUGAAGCGCUUCCGCUUAGCAGAGCUGUGUGGCUUUAUGCAUUAUAGCCAUAAAGUGUCACAGCAUAGUGCUAUUGGGAAGUUCGAAAAUGUUCAAUUAUUUUUGGAUACUUUGAAUAGAAAGUUAGUCAAUUUUUCAACCCAGGAGUUCCGAGAAAUGCAGAUAAUUAAGAAUAAACAUGAAAGUAAGUCAGAAGAUUUCUGGCCAUGGGACGUACAGUACUAUAUGAAGAAGACACGACCUUUUGUUGAUAAAGAAUACAAACAGUAUUUCUCGUUACCCACCUGCAUGGCCGGUCUGAAUACAUUGUGCACAACAACAUUCGGAAUUUCGCUCGAACUCCAGUCAACUUCACCUGGGGAAAUCUGGCAUCCAAGUGUGCAGAAAUUAACGGUCAAAGAUUUAGAAAAUAACACGCUCUUGGGGUAUAUUUACUGUGACUUUUUCAUGCGGGAUUCGAAACCUAAAAAUGACUGUCAUUUUACUAUUCGCGGUGGAAAAAGACUUGACAACGGACAGUAUCAAGUACCAGUCGUUGCUUUGCUUUGUAAUUUUGUACAGCCUGAACACCCCGAAGAUCAUAUUUUGCUGGGAAUCACACAGGUUGAAAAUCUGUUUCAUGAGAUGGGACACGCUUUACACUCCAUGGUUGCACGAACAAGAUUCCAACAUGUGUCGGGAACCCGAUGUGUCACCGAUUUCGCGGAAGUGCCGUCGAACCUUUUAGAGUUUUUCACACAUGAUGACCGAGUGCUGAGGAAAAUUGCCAAGCACUGUGACUCAGGCGAAACUAUACCUGAAGAUUUAUUGCACGAUUUGCAGAAACAUCGAAGGUUUGGAAACGCGGCAGAUAUGCAGCAUCAGCUACUGCUCGCAACAUUUGACCAUCAAAUACACUCGGAAAAAAUGUUUCACAAUAUGCAAAUAGAGUACAAGAAAUUGUGUUUUGACUACUAUCCCAGUGUGAGUGUGGAUCCAUCAAGUGCAUUUUACUUGAGAUUUGGACAUUUAGUUGGCUAUGGUGCCAAGUAUUAUACGUACCUGUAUUGCAAAGCCAUUGCGACCAAAAUCUGGCUCGAUUUGUUCCAGCAUGAUCCUUUUUCACGCCAAUCUGGAAAUGACUACAAAGCUAAACUAUUGUCCCAUGGAGGUGGGAAAAAGCCUGAUGCUAUCCUAGAAAAUUUGUUAGGAUCGAACCCCAGUAUUGAUUCUCUGACUGACUCACUGAUAACCUCUCUAUAGUACAAUCUGAAAUCAAUAAACUCAAAAUUUAAUCUAACAAAAUGAGUUUUAUGAAUUAAGAAAAAUGAAGCUGUCGGAUAUUUUUGAGCAAAUGAUGUCGGACGGGUUUUUGAAGAUAAAAGUAUUUGCUUAUAUCCAGCUCAAGACCGUUGAAUUUGUUAAGGGGUAUUUUGAAUGUAAUGCUUGUAAAUAUAUGCACAAAGAAAGCUCAAAAAUUCUUCUUUGGUAGAUUCGGUUUUUAUUUACCCUUGCAAUAAACAAGGGUGUUGCUACCGGGUACUGCGUCUUUUUUUUCCUUAAAGAAUUUUUUCACAGAAUGGAC